UACGCUAUUUCAUCUGUCCUCUUUUCAGACAACAUCUUCACACGCGGUGAUUUGGAUUACCGUAAUCUGGUAUUGGACGCAAACUCGGCCUCAUUGUACGUCGGUGCCCGUGGACGAAUUUUCCGAUUAUGGGCUUACAACGUGAACGACACUUCGGAAAACUUGUAUGCCGAUCUUCGUGUCAGUGUCCCGCCGGCCGAGCUGUCUGAAUGUCGGGCACUGGGAAAUUCUGCCGAAGAAUGUCAACCAUCAACAAGAUUCAUGGCAUUAACAGACAAUAAAGAACGACUAUAUGUUUUGCGUCUGCUGCGCUAUGCGUGCAGAGAUUCUGAUUACUUGACUGCCGUCACCCUGACGAGAUCGUCAGGAGCCACGAACAGAGAUCGGUAUCUGCGCCCCGGAUGCAACCGUCAACGCGACUGCCGUUAUAAAUGGGGAAAUCCCAGUGAGUUACCGUCAGUGUACUCGGGUAUUCGCACGGGUAUGGCCGGUGAAAACCAUCUUGAUCUAUCGGCCAGCUCUCGUCGACAAGGGAAAGGAAAACCUCAAUUCGUUGGUUCGUUCGAUGUCGGAGAGCAUGUGUACUUCUUCUUCCGCGAGAUCGCCAUAGAGAGUGGUGGACCGGAACGAAGCGUUUAUAGUCGAGUGGCCAGAGUGUGUAAGAGAAUAGGAGGUCGCGUUUGUCCUACGUCAAGGUGUGGACGCGUUCUUGGAAAGAGUCAUGAAUUUGUGUCAUCUCAAGCCGUCACUCGUGUCGAGACCUCUGAUGACACACUGUUCUACGCUACAAUGAGCACUUCAGAGACGGCAUUCGUCACAUCGGCGAUCUGCGUGUUCUCGUUCAAGAGCAUCAAUCAGCUUUUCCAUCAUGGCUUUUUCGUCGAUCCAAAUAGUCCCAAUUGGUUGCCACUACCCGCUGACGCAGUGCCAGAGCAUCGACCGGGAACGUGUGUCUCUAACUCACAUUCGCUGUCUGACUCGGACCUUGCACUUUGCAAAAUCUCAUCUCCUGAUGGCCGAACCCGUGGGAUGCCAAUAUUGGCCACACGAGACGUUAUUUUUACCCACAUUGCAGUCGACGUUCGCAGCGAACAGAACGUGAUUUUCGCGUUGGAUGGCAGAUCGAACACACUCUGGAAGGUGUCUCAUUGGCGUGAAGGUAACUCAUGGAAAUGGUUGGAAUUGGAAAAGAGGGAAAUUGGUGCUGGAGGGCCGAUCAAGGCCAUGACACUCUUGCCCGGAGAAUUCCUCUACUUUGCUUCUCGUUCUGCCGUCACUCAGUUCACCUUGGCAGCUUGUUCCAUGCACUCAUCGUGCGCCCUGUGUGCCGUCGAUCCGUACUGCAGUUGGCACGUGGCCAGAUCGGCCUGCUAUCCUCGAGAAAAGGCCCAUGGCCAGAGUUUGGGAUGGAUCUCGUCAUGGGCAGGGCGUGGUUCGUCCGAGUGUUCCGCCUCGGCAAAACCACGUGCACAGGCUGCCUAUCCGGGUGAUACUGUUCACCUCGUGGGUGCUCCCGGUGCUGUUUGGAAACGUGACGGGAAUAAUAUUACCCCAUCUUCACGUCUUUUGUUCACCGAUGCUGGUGGUUUGGUGAUUAUGGAGGUGUCGCGUGAAGAUAACGCCGACUAUGAAUGCUUUCUGAACGGACGACAAAUGGUCAAAUAUCGAUUGGUGGUAGAUCAUGAAGAAUGUACUAAACCACGAUCAGUGCAGGCCUACAAGUCCUGCCAACGAGAGUGGUGCAAGAAAGCCGACCAAUACAAGGCUGCGUUGGCUGAUUGGCAUGACGCCAAGCGUCGUAAU
Molecule: messenger RNA, 1803 nt
Organism: Ostertagia ostertagi
Lineage: Eukaryota; Metazoa; Nematoda; Chromadorea; Rhabditida; Trichostrongylidae
Source: the annotation of a GenBank genome assembly